AUUCCAUCCUGGUACGGUUGGUACCACAGCACAGAUUGCUUGGUACCGUCCAUGCCAGAUAUAGUUCACCCAGUGAUUGAUCCUUCAUGGCUGAAGAUUUUUACUCAAGAUAUAGCAUGGACUAUGGAUAUGAAGGUUGUAUUGCUGCCAUGAGAGAAAAAGAAUUCCCAAAUUUAAACGGUAUAAGUGAAUUUAUAAAUUUGUCAAGGGGGGAGAGUGAAUAGGUUUGCGGAUCGGCAGGUUUUGGUCUAAAUUGCAUUGCGGAUUUCUCUACUUGUUGGGGAUUGCGGAUUUUCCUAAAAAUGGAUCUUCCUUGUAAUUUUAUAUUUGGGAUCGAUUUAUUCCUCUCUCGGACUCCAGAAUAUUUUUUGUUGGACUUUCUAUUGUUUGGCAUGAAAAGGCAGUUACCAAGUGUAAACAGAAAAAAAUAAAUGUUUCUCAUGGACAAUAAUACAACGUUAGGUUGAAUUCGAAACAAAAUUUUAAUGUCUUAUAGGUCUGGAUUUUGAGAAUAAUAAGGGUAGAUUGGUGGAUUUUAUAAAAAAAAUUGUCAGAUUAUUGGAUUUGCAUAACCCUAUUCAUCCCAACCUCUCAAACUGACCAUAUACCUUGGGUGCCAGAGGUUGUGCUAUAUAUAUGCUUGAAAAAUACUACUUCAAUAUAAAGUAUUUUGAGUGUUUUACAUUUAGGAGUCCACAGUGGAAGAACCUCUAAGCACACAGAGCAAAAUGAGUAAAUGAAGGUCUGCAGGGGUAAAAUGGGAGUUGGGAAUUUUCUAUUCUUUCAAGAAUGUGAUUGGGCAUCUUACAGGUGCACGAUUGCAAAACAGUCAAAACUAUAUUCAAAUAGAGACUAGAUUAACCCAUUAAUUUAUAUUUAAGUACAUACCAUUCUGCAAUGCAUGUGGCUGGUAAAUUAGUGUAAAUGUUAUUAAUAUUUUCACAUGAAGAAGUCACAAAGUCGCAACAUGCAGUACACAAUUUUAUACUCAAAAAACAAAAUGUGGCUGGCCAGCGGUAGAAAAAUGUGCAUCUUGAUGUGAUUACUGUAAGUAUAUUAAUGUCUGUGCAUCCUCAUGUUGACAAACCUGCCAAGAUUCCAGCAAGAUCUUGACAAGAGCUUGAAAUAAUAUCUAUUUUUUAAUUAUGCAAGAUCAUGGUAAGGCUAUAUUAGUAAGGUCAUAUAUAGCAAGAUCAGACAAGAUUGUGGAAUGAUCAAAUUGCAAACUUAAUCAUAUUGCAAGAUUGGGGCUUGAUCAUGGCAAGAUUGCUGUGGACAGAUCAUGGCAUGAUCCAUGCAAGAUCUUGUCCAGAUAAUGGGAAUUAUAUCAUUGAUGGUAAUAAAAGAUCAUGACAAGAUCAUGGUAAAAUCAUGAAUGACAAGUUCAGUAUAAGAUAAUGGCAACAAAUUCAUGACGUUUGAUCAAGAAUAAAUGAUUGCUAUCGAAAAUUGGACUAAAGAUCAUUGCAAGAUCCUGGCAAGACCAUGAUGAGAUUCGGGCAUGUCCACGGCAAGAUCAUGGAAAGAUCAUUGCAAACUUGGUCAUUACCAGAUCAUGGUGCUAUAUAUAGAUCAUAUCAAGAUUGUGGCAAGAUCAUGGCAAGAUCCCUGCCAAGAUCGUGUCGUACAUAAUGUGAUCAAUGGGAAGAUCAUGCUUAAGACUGAUCAUGAAAAAAUAAUGUUGAGGUCAUAGCAAGAACAUGGUAAGAUCAUGAAUGGCAAGAUCAGUAUUUAAGAUAAUGACAUUUUCAUGCAAGAACUGAAGAUCAUGGCAAGAUCCUGGCAAGAUCCUGGCAAGAUCCUGGCAAGACCAUGAUGAGAUCCUGGCAAGCCAUGGCAAGGUCCUGUUGUAAAACAUCUAGGACAUCUAGUUGUAAAACAGUCUGUUCCUUUAGUAACUAUGACCUGGGCUUAAUAGAUCAAUGCCUAGCCUAUGAGUUAUCAAAUUAAUGAAAAAUUCUCAUUUUAUUUCAGAGGCUGUGUACCUUGAUCAUACAGGAGCAACAUUGUAUGCCAAGUCUCAACUACAGAGCUACCAUGACGACCUACUGAAAAACAUGUAUGGAAACCCACACAGCAGUUGUUUGAGUAGUGAGAAGACUUCAUACAUGAUUGACGACGUCAGACAUGAAAUUCUUUCAUUUUUUAACACAACUAGUGAUGAUUACCAUGUGCUUUUUACAUUUAAUGCAACUCAUGGAAUUAAACUGGUAGCUGAGAAUUUUAAAUUUCAUACUGUGAAUGAUUCUACAAUCAUGUCUAACAGCUGGUUUGUCUACCUUCAGGAUAGUCAUACUUCUGUUGCAGGUAUACGUGCGGUUGCUUUAGAAAAAGGAGUCAAUAUUAGAAUUGUUGAUUACAAAGAAUCAUCACAAGAGACAUUGUCUGUUACUCUUCAAAACAAAAGCAAUAUAAUUAACAGUACAGUAAUUAACAAUCACAGUUCCAUCAAUGGUGAUGUAAGUGAGAACUUGCCAUCUGAUAAUAUACCUAAAAAUUUAUUUGCAUUUCCUGCUAUGAGUAAUUUUUCUGGACAUAAAUACCCAAUGGAAUGGAUUUCUUCUGCGCAAAACAAAGGCCUAUUUUCGAACGAAUUUCCAGGAAAAUGGUUUGUACUGUUAGAUGCAGCGUCUUUUGUUAGCACUUCAGAACUUGAUCUUAGUUCGUAUCAUCCUGAUUUUGUACCAAUUUCAUUUUACAAACUGUUCGGAUUUCCUACCGGAUUAGGAGCUCUGUUGGUGAGUGUGAGGGGAGGAGAGGCAUUGAGAAAAACAUAUUUUGGUGGAGGAAGUGUUUCUGCGUAUUCUAGUGAUACUGAUUUUCACGCUUUUAAACCUUCCCUUCAAGACAGGUACGUCUUUUCGGACACAAAGCACAGCUUUUUAAUUCUCGCUUCAUUGAAUGACUGUAUGCAUGAUCUUAUGAGUUAUGGCAUAGACAGGACAGAACGUGGGGUGAUUUUGAUGUAUCGGAACAUGACACUGGGUAAAAAUGAAAAGUGAAAAAGCUAGAAAAAUGGUGUAAAAUCCUGUGGCUUUAUUUUCCUGUUAUUGUUUAAUUUACACUAUUCGUAGUAAAAUAAUACACUUUUUCUGAAUCAUAAACCGCGGCUUAUUUCCAUACGUCUAAAUCAUCCCAUCUUUCAUCCCGUGCCGGGAAAGCGGGUGUAUCUUACAAGACCUUACAUUUUUGCGAGUGUCUUUCCUCAGAUUUCUUCUGGAUACAGACAACCUGGCUUAUCUACAAUUGGAGAUUAGAAGAACAACAUUUACUGUGAUUUAUACCUCUACUUCUCUUGUCAAUCUUUGACAUGUAUAUUUGGUUCCAUUAUGUCAUUUUAGGCACAAAGAUGGAACACCACCAUUCUUGGAGAUUCUGGCCGUACGACAUGGCUUUCAAUCUUUGCGCAAACUUACAACAUCAAUGGAUCUUGUGACUAAACACACUUUUUGUCUUGCUCAUUACGUUUAUAAUAAGUUGAACGAAUUGAGACAUUUCAAUGAGCGUAAUGUUUGUGAGUGUUAUUGUGAUACUGAGUACAAGUCAAGUUCUGUUCAAGGUCCAAUUGUCAACUUUAAUGUUUUGAGGUCAGAUGGAAAUUACGUUGGUUAUGCAGAGGUAGGAUGCUCGUAGUUUUACACAUGCAAAGUCCACUUAUAGACAAAUUUGGCUAACGUUAUUUAUCUUUAGUUGUCAAGAUUAAAAUUGGCUCGACUUGUUUGCUAUUUAAACCUAUCUUCUUUCAUUUGCAGGUAUCCAAACUGGCAAUUAUCUACCAUAUCCAUUUGCGGACUGGAUGUUUCUGCAAUGUCGGUGCCUGUCAGUAUUUCCUCAGGUUAAGUACACCACAGCUGCACAAACACUUUGAAGCUGGUCAUGUGUGUGGAGACAGUAUCGAUAUUAUUGAUGGUCAACCUACUGGAUCUAUCAGGAUCUCGUUUGGUUAUAUGUCAGAUUUCUCUGAUGCCGAAAAAUUUCUUAAUUUUAUUAAAGAUUGUUUUGUUGAGCAAGUUGGUAAUACUUGUAAUGAAACUAUACGGAGUUGCGCUGCGGAAAACAAUUGCCAUCUGAAAAGAUUGUUUAUCUAUCCAGUUAAAUCAUGUGCAGCUUUCGAGGUAAAUAUGGAUAGUUUUGAAUUAUUUUUUUUGUGUUGGUGUUGUGUACUCAUGCAGGUGAAUAAUAUGUUUGCGAUGUUACUCUGAGUGCAUAUCCACACCGGGCGAGCUUGAAAAAUAUGCCCGGCCACGGCAUAUGGAUAGUUUUGAUGUGAUGUCACUAAAUUCUAAAAUUAAUGUUACACAGCUGUUAAUGUUACACACAUGUUCCAUGUAUCGUUAUUAACGACUGUUCACCAAACGUUUUAGUCGAAACUAUAGACCUUUUUCGUAUAAUGACGUUAAACGCUGAGGCCGGUUGUAUAAAAAAGUGAUUAAAGUUAACUAUGAUUAAAUGCAAACGUCAUCCAAUAAGAAGCGCCUAUAUUUGAGAGUUAAUCACUAUUUAACAACAAAAUAGUAAUUAAAAAAGUGAUUAAGAGUUUUAUACAACUGGCCCCAGAUAAACACUGUCCCACAGGACAAUUUUAAGAACAAAUUGCCAUGAAAACGUCACUAAGCCAAUCAAAUUUCAUAUAACAUCAUUUGCAUUGUGAAUUGUAGCUAAAAUUUGGCCCAUAGGAUACCGCAUUAAGUGUUUACCAGUGUUUGACGUCAUUAUAUGAAAAAGGUCUAUUGUUUUCUUGAGUUAAAUUUUGAAAGUAUAACUGCUGGCAUUAGCUUUAUUUUCAAAAACUAUAAUUGAAGCUAUGUUAUACACACAAUUUGGUUUUAAUAUACUUAUUUAAGAUUAGGAUGUCCAAUCCAAGCUUUUAAAACAACCUAAACAGUUUGGUUAAAACUCUCCCUUAUAAUUAGUAGCAUUUGAUUUUUGCACCAUGUACAGGUAUGUUAGUGCACAAGUACCUACCAAAUUAAUGUAACAAGGUGGGCAAAAGCAAGCGCUCAAAUAGAGCCGCAUAUUAACCCAAAUGUUUUCAAUGGACCUUUCCCCUUAUAACUAAAAUUUUGAUCUAGACAAGUCUAGACAAAAAUUUCAUCACAGCGUGAAAGAGCAUCACAAAAUUAGUAAUAUUCCGAAGUUUCGUUGCGAAAUGUUGUAAAAUGCGGAUAAUAUAGCCCUGCGAAAUUUGCAAUUUUCAGUCAUUUUGUAUUACAAACGGGAAAUUGAUGCCCCAACACCCGAUUGGGCUGUCAAUUUCCCAUGCGUAAUACAAAAUGACUGAAAAACGGCAAAUUUCACAAGGCUAUAUAUAUUAUCCGCAUUUUACAACAUUUCGCAACGAAACUUUGGAAUAUUACUAAUUUUGUGAUGCUCUUUCAAAUUUUUGCCUAGAUCAAAAUUUUAGUUAUAAGGUGAAAGGUCCAUUCAUAUCCAUGUUCAACUUAUUCAGGUUGAGGAAUGGGACUUGAACGAGAAAGGAUUGUGUUAUGACAGGGAAUGGUUGAUUGUUAAUGAAUCUGGAUCUUUCAUCAGUCAAAAGCGACAACCACGUUUAUGUUUCAUCAAACCAUACAUUGGUUUGAAAGAAAAUGUUUUACGACUGCAAGCACCAGGUAAUACAAAAUGAAUUCUGAUUCUGAUUUGCAUGAUAUAAGUGAAGUUAACCAAUAAUGUACAUGUUACACAAUUUUAUAGGUUUAAAUUUUAACAUGUGGCUAGAAAACACUCGCGUGUGCUAAUUAGUUCCGACGAAUCAGCUCUUAUUUGUGUUUUGGUAGACGUCAUGAUCCCUAAGAAAAAUUUAGGGACACACCUGCAACAUUUGGAACAAUUAGUCCCGUUACAAUACUGGUCUUUUACGUAUAAUUGACCUAGAAAUAACCCUAUUUCGGUUAACUUAAUAUCCCUGGUUAAAUUUCCUAUCAUAGUCUAGGUAAUGUAACCAGGAAUCUGGUUAUAUAUUUGACCAGGACGUCCCAGUUAAAAAAUUAACCAGAUUUUGUUGGGUGGAUAAAUAACCAAUUGGUCCCUAGCUAGUUAUUUAUGUCCGACCGUUAUUUCAGUCUCUGAUAGAUUGAUUUUUGUGGAAAUACGACUUUUAUUAUUUAUCGGUGGAAAUAGUGAUAGUAUAAAAAUACUUUUUGUUUGUGGAAACACCACGUAAAUUUAUUACUGCAAAGCUUUCGAUCCGCGGAAGCCCGGAUCUUCAUCAGUGCGAAUAAUAUACCAUGCAAACUUACAAAGAGUGAUAGUAUUAUUAGCAGUGAAUUAUUAAAAGUGGUGUUUCCACAAGAAUUGAUAAAUAAAACACAUCGCCAUGCAGCAUAAUUACUAAAGUAUGUCACUGUAUAAUUACUAAUCUAUUUUGUUUCCAUGAUAAAAUGAAGAAAUGCCCGAGUUAGUGCUUCCACUUCGCAUGUCAACUGGGGAAAUGAACAGUUUAAUAAUCCAACCACGGAUAUGUGGAGCUAAGUAAGUUUAUUUUACAAUUACAUUGUUAUGCCCUAACCUAAUAAUUAAGAGUUUUCAGGCAGUGUUUCUUGGUAUUUUUUUCAAUAUAGAGGAUUAGAGGUUUCAAAGACACUUAAAACAGAAAGAAAGAAAGAAAGAAAGAAAGAAAGAAAGAAAGAAAGAAAGAAAGAAAGAAAGAAAGAAAGAAAGAAAGAAAGAAAGAAAGAAAGAAAGAAGAAAGAAAGAAAGAAAGAAAGAAAGAUAAAGCAAAAAUGAUGUUGAUAUACAAAUCAUUACUGUAAAUAAAAUGAGUCACUCACAAAUCAUUUUACAUAUAUAAAAGUGCAUGAGAUAACAAAUCCUCAUCAUCCCAACAUCUCCAUGCAGUAGUCUUUCUGUAUACCAAAACCGCGUACAAGUAAUAUACGAAAAAAGAUUCAUGUAUAAAGAAGAAUAGUACCUUAAAUUGAAAUUCGGUUCGAAAAGAAAUUAGGAACUUUCCUGAGUUUCCUCCUUUCGAAAGAGAAUCGCUAUGUAAAUGUAUUAAAUAGAUAUAUCCAUAUAUAGAUUAGUUAUCUUAAUACUAUAUGUUAUAUUGAAUCUUAUAAUAACAUCUUCUAUUUUAAUUCUAUAUUAAUUUUUAUAUCUAGUAAUUAUCUCGUAAAUGCUAUAUUUGUGCAAUUCUUUUGUACACGCCCCUCGUGGAAAUCAGCUUCGGUUGACGGGGUCAGCAUGACUGUUUAAAUAAAGUUUUCAUUCAUUGAACCAAAAUUGCCAUAUUUGGCCUUUUAUUUGCAGAGUAUCGGGAAUUGAUUGUGGUGAUGUUGUCUCAAAGUGGUUGACAUCAUUUCUAAAACAAAAAUGUCGUUUAAUAAGACAAAAUCCCAACGUCAUCAGGAGAAACAAUUUGAAUGAAGGUAUACCUAUAUAAAAUGUCAAAACUAGUUUUCCUAUCAAUUGCUGGAUUUCAUAAAGCGUCACAUGAGGGCAGCAAAUCAUGGUCAUGCAACUUCGGAAAUCUUGCCCUUGAUUGGAGCAGUCAAAUAGGUCAUUUCUAAUAAGGUGAUAAUGAGACUUGUGGCAACCAUCUUGGUGUGGCUUCAUUAGUUAUUAAUGGUAUAUUUAAUAGGUUCGAUUCCUGCCAGAAGGCUAAAAGUUGCAUUUUUCGCAGCUGUUCCUGGUAGAGCUGUGCAAACUUCGGUUAUUUUAGCUCCGGCUACGGCAGUCAAAACUCCGGCUCCGGCAAGGAAUUUUUAAGGAAAUUUCAUAUUUAAAAGUGGAAGCAGGCGAAAGUAUUUCAGUGUAAUUUCAGAAUUUAUCUUUUUUAAACACCUUUUUACAACACUAUUAAUAGUAAACAACAUAGUAAUAUAUAGUAAAACAAUACAUAAAUAGUAAUAUAUUAGUAAACAACAACUUAAUUUUUCCAUUUAAUACCAAAUGUUCAUUGAAAUAUGAAAUAAUUUUUCAUAAUUUUGUCUGCCGGAGUUUUUGCCGGAGUUUUCCAACUCUGGCUCCGGCAAAAUAUGCCGGCACUCCGGCUCCGGCGCGCAGCUGUAGUUCCUGGUUAGGUCUAAAAUUGUAUAUAAUCUUCCGCUCAAAAUUUCCAUCUCCAAAAACCUUUCAACUAAUUGAUCUUUAUUAUUCCAUGAUUAUAGAUUAUUUCAGCCAGGCUCUUUCCCUUGCAAAUAAUUCUCAGUUGGUUUACAUCACUGAAGCAAGCUGUUUGGAUCUCCUAGACAACAUCAAAUCCCUUUUUCCUAAUGGAGAGGUAUGAAGCCGAAGGAAGAUGUCUGUUUUCUAUCAUGUAUAUAAAUAACUACGAGGUUUAUAUAUACGAUGUUUCCAACUCUCAUAUAGACAUGUGAAUUGACAGUGGAAACGCUGAUUCAGCGAUUUCGACCCAACUUGGUUAUUUCUGGAGUUGACGCUUAUGAAGAAGAAUUCUGGAGUUCUGUUACAAUCGGUAACUGUGAAUUUCAGGUACAUUUCUAUAUUUGUCGUUGUUUGUACAUGUUACUGAACUGACAGACUUGUAGUUGAUUCAAACCUGUGUACUGACAUGAAAGUACAAGUGAAAUAUCUUUACUAAUAUCUUUGUAAUAAUGCUUGGCAACUGGACUCUGUAGCUCAAUUGUCAGAGCGCUGCACCGGAAUCGCAGGGCCACAGAUUCGAUCCUGCCAGAGGGCCUACUGCAUGAUUGCACAUUCGCAGCUGCUCUCGGUCAGGUUUAAAAAUGUGUAUAAUUUGCGUUCGAAAUUUCUAUCAACAAAACCCUUCAACGCUUAACCAACAACUUUACAUCCAAUUUUAUUCAAAUGAAAAUCGGAUGUUUAAUUGGUCAAACUUGGAAUAUUCCUUGCCACAACUAAAAUCAUAGUCUAUAGAAGUUUAAUAUUAAAAUAAUUCAUAUUGUUGAAGCACAAACCUUUUUGCGUACCUUUUUUAGUGUUGUGGUGUAUGUUUUCGCUGUCAGAUGAUUUCUGUUGACCCACAGAGUGGAGAACGAUCCAAAGAGCCAAUGAGAACGCUGGCCAAACUAAGAGGAAGCAAGGUUUGAGAAUUUGUUUAAUUCUUUCAGAUGACUCAGUCGUUACUUUCCUAUGGUUUACUGGUAUGUAAAAUUAUAACUGACUAUAUACAGCUGGUUCAAUUAAUGUUAUCGUUUCAAAAUCAAAACUAGUCAGAGGAGUUCAGAUUUGACUUCCACUGCCGCUACCGCUAUACUAUUAAUGGACUAUCAACCAAUCAGAUGCGUUUGAUACAGUAUAUCCCAUUAACCAAUCAGAUGCGUACUAUAAGCUAGCGAGAGGUAGUGCAUGGUAACAAUUUAGUGGAAGUCAAAUCUGAACCUCUCUAAUAAUAAACGCAAAAACCUCAACCUAUGAGAUUGAAAAGCACAAUGUCAGUGGACGUGCAUAUCUAAUGGCGUAUAAAUGCGGCAUGGCAGUUGUGCACGGUUUUGCAAAAUAGUAGGACAAAGUAGAAACAUUAAGAAAGAGGCUUGACCACGCAUUGACCUGAUUAAAAUAACUCUAUAAUUCAGUUCUUGUAACUGCGAGAGAGUUUGAAUAAACCAUUACUAUUAUUGACGUGUUUUUCUCGCUUGGAGGACGAAGUUUUGCGGUUGUGAGUUUUGGCGUUCAGAGGAGAACGUUAAAGGAAUUUGCCAUACUACACAGUACGAGCCAGAGAAACGUCUGAGGCGAUGAUACGACAGCAGUUCGUGACAAAUAAAAGUUUAGUCCUAGCAGAAGCUGCGUAUGCUGCAUGAUUCAACUGGAAGGAAAGCAUGAAGGAAAUCAUAUCAUGAAAUAUUCUGAAUAGGAGUAAAAUAGAUACCUUGACGAAUAUCUUUCUUUGUAUGUUUAGAUCCCAUUUGGUGUUCAUUUGCAGCAGAUAUUAUCCGAAACAAAAAUGCAGCUUCGUGUUGGAGAUGUUGUUGCAGGUCAAAAUGAGCUGACAUAAUCCGCCUCGUUUUAGUGUUAGAGGAAAGUGUAUUAUGAAGAAUAAUGAGUGACAAAAAUACUAAAAUACUAAUAUGUAUAUGUUACAUCUAUGUAGCGGUAAGUCAAUGAAUUCAGGGGUUAUCGAAUGUACCUCUUAUACACAAUUUUUUUGUCAAGAAUGCACUCUGCAAAUUAAAAAUAAUUGAUUAAAUUUAGAAAUUUAAUGUAGG
Molecule: messenger RNA, 10130 nt
Organism: Paramuricea clavata
Lineage: Eukaryota; Metazoa; Cnidaria; Anthozoa; Malacalcyonacea; Plexauridae
Source: the annotation of a GenBank genome assembly